GCUAUCUGGAGCACUACAGGCAAAAAUUCGCCGCCAUCAUCAACAAGAAAAGAAAAUGGAGGUCACACCGUUGCAUUGACCGUACGCCAAACUACAUUAAUGCUAACAAAUCACUAUCUUAAAUAGAAGAGUUCCAGUCAUCAUAGCAAACAGAUAUUCUGUUUGAAAAAUAGUGUCUCUCUGCUAUGGAGGAGAGUGUGAGCCCUGAGCUGGCUCAAGCCCAUGAGCCUGAGCCCAGCCAGGAUCCUGUGGAUACCAGUUCACAAGAACCAACAUCGGUCUCAGACGAAGUCAAAGAUCAAAAAGACCAAGGUGAUGUUAGUGAAGACAAGGUAGAGGACCCUGAUAAAUCCACAAAGCCCUUAGGCGAGUUUAAGAAGACUUGGGGCUUUCGUCGGACUACCAUUGCUAAGAGGGAAAUUUCUGGAGAAAUGGCAGCGGAGACUCCAGAGGGCAAGGGCGCCCCGGUGCGUCGUAGCGGCAGACAAGCAAAGCGCACGGACAAACUGGAAGAGUUUCUGGUCACUGUGAAGCGAGGAAGAGGAACGGGCAGGAGAAGUUGUCCCUCACGACUUGAGGGAGGGGAUCCUCCAUCCCAGACCCCAACCGAUGCUGAAACUGCUUCCGAGGCCAGCUUUGACGGAAAUGCCGAAGCCAAAUUAGAGGAACAGAAAGUGGCCUCACCAGGGAAAAGGGGCCGGGGAAGGGCGAGAAGGGCAGUGGUGCCUAAAGCAGACGAAGACUCAGUGAGUGAUGAUGGCAGCUCUGAAAACGAAGAUGAGGCUGAAAGUGAAGUAGCAAAAGAGACUCAAGAACACGCUGAGACUGAAGCCAGUGCUGAAGAUGGGAAGGAUGUGGAAGCAAAAAAGGAACAAGCGAUGGAUGUGGAGAUGAAAGAAGAGGAAGAAGUGGAGGAUGGUAAUAAGAGCAAAGAGAAGGCCUCAAAUGAGUCCAUAAAAAGACGUCUUACCAGAGCAGCCAGUAAAGAUUCUAAAAGAGACACUAAACCCAAAGUAGGAGUGAAGCUCCGCAAAGAGAAGAAAGAGAAUGAGGAUGACGAUGAUGAUGACGACGAUGAUGAUGAUGAUGAUGAUGAGUCGUCGUCGUCCGGUGAUUGCGACAGUGAUGGUUAUGACCCUAAUGCACUUUACUGCAUCUGCAGGCAGAAACACAACAAAAGGUUUAUGAUCUGCUGCGAUCGCUGCGAGGAGUGGUUUCAUGGCGACUGUGUCGGCAUCUCUGAGGCACGUGGCCGACUGAUGGAGAGAAAUGGAGAGGACUAUGUCUGUCCAAACUGCUACACACAGAAGGGGCAGAUUUCCAAGGCCGGCUCCUCCACGGCAGCUGCAGAGAAUGGCAAACGGCCAGUAGCUGGCCUUCGUAAAACUGAGACCGGUCUCGCUACAGCAUCUAGCACUUCUCCAGCCACCACAGAGGACAAAACUUCUGAUGACCUGGGUAUCAAGGGGAGGAUCGAGAAGGCUACCAAUCCUAGUGGGAAAAAGAAAAUAAAGAUUUUCCAGCCGCAGGUGACUGCAGUUCAGGAAUCUUCCCUCCCAAAAUGCAUCGGCCCUGGCUGUGAGAGAGAUGCCCUCCCUGACUCUGUCUACUGUGGGAACGACUGCAUACUCAGACAUGCUGCUGCUGCCAUGAAGAUCAUCACCACGGAUGGAAAAGACUCCAAACAGAAAGAGAGGGGCAAACCCAAAAUGCAGAAAAAGACCAGAAAUAAAUCACCACAGAAGAAGAGGUCUGGACCAGAAAGGAGGUCCUCUAACCAAGGUGAGGAGGAGGAGGAGUCAGAAUCUGGGACUGAGGAAGAGGAUGAUGAUGAAGACAAGCAUGCAGAGGAGCAUCCGCCGCCUCCGGCCAUGUCAUCCUGGUCCAGUGACCAUAAUUACAUUGCAGUAACGCCAGAAAAGACUACACCCAUAUCAGCAUCUGUGUUAAACAAAGCGUCAGCUCCCCAAAAAGACAAAGAAAAAGAAGGCAAUGAAGAGGUCAAGCCAGAGAAGGAGACUGCACCCGCUGACAAGAAACCCCCUGUUACAAAUAUUGCUCCCAAAGGUGGGAAGAAGUCUCCUGGCUCCAAGGGGACAAAGGCUGCUGCUGCUGCCACCUCUCCUCUUCCUAAAGGCAAAACAAAUGCAGCUCCUUUGAGCAGUGGCAGAGAGUUAAGAAAACAGCCCAUACCGCAGGGCAAAGUGAAGAAGCCGGGACCUCCUCCACCACCAAUUCCAGUUUUAUCUCCUUCAGGCCCCCCCGGAUCUCGCCACCAUGCCUCUGGAGCUCUUCGAGUUGGCAAAAGCACCUUUACUAUCCCAAAAAAACAGCCACAGGCAGGACCAAAGGAGCCUGCAGAGCCUAGUCCCUCUCCUAACACUAGAACCCCACCUUCCCCAGUAUCAUCCACCCAACACCCAUUGCCCAAACCAACCCAGCCAACUGCCACUACUGGCCCUCCACAGCCGCCGCCCAACAACCAGAUGAGAUCCAACAUCAGACGAUCACUGACUGAUAUCCUGUACAAAAGAGUCAGUGACAGUGAUGAUCUCUCCAUGUCUGAGAGCGAAGUGGGAAAGUUGGCUGUCAGCAUUGAGAAGGAGAUGUUUAACCUUUAUUUGAACACUGAUAACAAGUACAAGAACAAGUACAGGUCCCUUAUGUUCAACCUGAAGGACCCCAAAAACAAGGGCCUGUUCUAUCGUGUGAUUGGUGGCGAGAUCAGUCCUUUUAGGCUGGUUAGACUGAGUCCAGAAGAACUUCUUUCCAAGGAGAUGUCAGACUGGAGAAAAUCUGAAAUCUCUGAGAGUCCCAGUGGGAGAUCCCAGCCCAAAAGUGGAUCUAGACAGGAGGGUCCUCCCCCUGAUGUAGACAUGGAGGAAGCUCCUCCUCCUAUGUCUGAUGGAGAUGUAUGUAUGCCUGCCACUUCCCAAUCUCCCUACUUGGCUUCUGCUGCUGACUCCCAAGAGGACACACGCCCUACUUCUGCACAGCAAGCACCAGUCUCUGCUGGUAAAGGCAGCUCAAUGCCAGAUAUCUUCAGUAUUAUGCUGAAAGACACUACAGCAGAGCACAAGGCUCAUCUUUUUGACCUGAACUGCAAGAUCUGUACAGGCCAAAAGUCUGCAGAUGAUGAACCACCAUCUAAAAAACACAAAAUGUCUGUGCCUAAAAAGCCAGAGCCAUCUUUUAAGUCUAAACCGGAGCCACGACCAUCCAAAUCCCCUGCUGAUCUCCCUCACGUUUCCUCUCUCUCUGGUGUUGAAAUGCCUUUGCCUGAUUCUACGUCUGUGAUGGAGGAUACAAGCAGUGUAUUUCCUGUGGUUCAGGCCCCAGUCACUGCUGCUGUACCAGCAGUCUCUUCCGUUACAAUAACCCGAAGGGAUCCUCGUACGGCUGGUCACCGGUCAUCUGUGCCUAACAUAGUCCCUGAAAUUCCUGCUAUGCCAGCAAAUAUUCCUAUCUCUGUUGAACCUGCGGUUGUAGAAGCAAAAGGUCCUUUGCCUAUGCCCCCUCCUGCCCCAGCAUCUCUACCCAGACCUGUGAUGCCAAAACCAGCCUCUUCACAAGAUCUGCGCAUUUAUGGCUCAAAUACUACCAGUGUGUCAGAGCCCACUCCUGAGGGUGAAACCGCUUUGUUCUUGUCUGGACAAGAGAUGAUGUGGAAAGGAUUCAUAAACAUGCACACUGUUGCCAAGUUUGUCACAAAAGCCUAUAUGGUUUCAGGAUCAUUUGAGCAUAUUAAGGAGGACUUGCCUGACACCAUCCAUAUUGGUGGUAGAAUAUCACCACACACUGUUUGGGAUUAUGUGGGAAAGUUGAAGACUUCACUGUCAAAAGAACUGAGUCUCAUUCGUUUCCAUCCAGCGACUGAAGAGGAGGAGGUGGCGUAUGUUUCUCUGUUUUCUUAUUUCAGUAGCCGUAAGCGGUUUGGAGUAGUGGCAAACAGCAACAAACGCAUUAAAGACCUUUACCUCAUCCCUCUGAGUUCAAAAGACCCACUUCCUGCGAAGCUUCUGCCAUUUGAUGGACCAGGUCUGGAACCAGCUCGUCCCAAUCUCCUUCUGGGGUUGUUGAUUUGCCAGAAGGACAAGAAGCGUCCUGGGGCCCCUCUAGAGAAUGAGGAGAAACGCUCUAAAACUGUAAGAGAUGAUGAGACAGGCCUUCCAAAACCAUCCAUUAUUGCUAAAUCUGAAAUAAAACAGGACAAAGUUCUUCGAUCUAGUCUGGAUGCUAUAAGCACAACUCCCCCAGGCACCCCUCCACCCUUCAGUGCCCCUGAGUCUUUAAGUUCUAUCUCUUCUGUGUUUUCCAUGCUCUCCUCUGUGAAAGCACCUGGUGUCAGCACCAGCACAGGUAGUAAUUCUCCAUCCUCAAAUGUCUCAGCACCAUCUACAGCCACUCCACUUCAGACUAUCCUGAAAACACUUUUUGGUAAGAAGAAGCAAGAUUCUGAUGUCUCGUUAUCACCUUCAGAUCAAAGUGCUGUAGAUGUCUCUGUGCCCAUACUGGAUCCAAUUGUACAGCGGUUUGCCGUAACCAAGGGUAGAGAAGUAGAAGUACAGGACGAUAGACCAUAUGAUCCUGAAGAAGAAUAUGACCCAGGUGUUGGCUAUGGUUCAGAAAAUACCCAUAAUACAACAAAAGUAUCUGCUGUCAUUAAGCAAACAGAGGUCACCUCUAUGACGGAUGAUGUAGCUUAUGACCCUGAGGAUGACUCUCUUUUUAAUGAUUCUGGAGUUGAUCCAGGUGCUAAAAAAUUAACUGAGCAUCAAAAAGUGCUUGAAGACAAAGAAAUUGAGGAACAGAAGCACGAGGAAGCAGCUCAUCAGCAAAUACCAGAGACUUUGAUUUCUCAGCCUGUCACAUCUCUGUUAGCUAACAGUCAAUUGCUGCAGCUUGGUAAAAAGGUUGAAGAGUUGGUGGCGAAGAGUUCAGCUGCUCCAGUUAUUAACCAGAGAAGAGACCCAAGGCAGAGUAGAGACCCUAGACAGGCAGCUGCAAAUAGAAGACAGACUUCUGAUUCCACAGAGACAGAGGAGGAAUCUCCUGUUACUACAGAUACAACAUUUCCACAAGAAGAUACAGCGAUGGAGACAUCACUAACACAAACUUGCUUAGCCGCAGACACACAACCUGCACAGCUGGACUCUACUGAAGAUACACCAGUAGAGGAUGCAACCGCAGAUACUCCCCUUUUGCAAGUUACUGCCACCUUGGAUUCAGUGCAGCCUGCUAUCCUGCAUCCAGAAGCAUCUGAGUCUGAGGAAGAAGGAGGUGAGGAGGAGGAAGCAAGCAAGAGUGAAGUGGUGCCUUUUCUUGAUAUAGAGAGCACAGACGUUUCUAUUCCGUUACUAGGAGAAAAGAUUGACCCAGAGUUGGUGGAAAGCUACAUGGAAAACGAACCUGAAGAGGAACACAAAACGAAGGAUGAUCCUAUUGAAUCUGAGAUUAAAAGUUUUGAGGAGGUUUGGCCUAAUUCUGCCAGUAUUUUGAAACCUGAUUCAUCCGUUGGACAGUCUAUUUUAAAAGCUGACCCAGUUUCAUCCAUUGGGCAGCCUAUUGAGACCACUGCAACCACAUAUUAUAACAUUUCAACAAUCAGUUUAAAUAAUAAUAAUAAACACUCAGGAGUGCCACACGAUGUCAUCCAAGACAACUCAUCUUAUAUGGAUUCUCACAGUUCCCAUAUACAGCAUAUACCAACAACAAACCCUCCUAACAUUCCACCUCCAAUGUCUUUUCCUCCUCCAAUUGGGCCUCCACCUAUUCUUGGUCUACCUCCAAUGCAAGGCCCUCCACCAAUGCCUGUUCCACCACCCAUGCAUCUCCCUCCACCAAUGCAGAUUCCCGCAAUGCAAGGUCCACCUCCUCCUCGUGGGGAUAAUGAUCAUUCUCAAUAUCCACUACCUGCAUCAUAUCCACCUUUCCAGAAUCAGUGGGGUAGCAGUUCUCAGUUUGAUGCUGCUCCAAGAGGUCCACCACCUCCGAAUUUUACCCCACGAGGACCACCUCCAUUCCAACCAAUUGGUCAGAGAGGUCCUCCUCCUCAGAUCUUCGACAAUUCUAUGAAUCCAAUGCCUCCUCAGCAUAUUGGACCAAGAGCCCCACAUGCAGGGCCUCCACUACCCGGGCCACCCCCUCCCAGCUUUGAUGGACAAAGGUUUAAUGGGCCUCCACCCCCCUUUAGCUUCUCUGCACCUAGGGGCCCACCUCCACCAUUCCCCAGUCCCCCUCCAAAUCCUUUUGUUAAUAGAGCUCCAACACCAUCCCACUUCCCAGGGCCAAGAGGCCCACCUCUGCUUCAUAAUAUUGGGGAUCAUGGCCCUCCAUCUAACAUGUCAAGAGGACCUGGUGAUCAUUUUGAAGAUGGUGGGAACUCUUAUCAUCAGGGAAUAGAGAAGCCCCAGAUACCCUCACACGGGCCUCCCUUUAGGGGACCACCACCAAACCACUUUGAUGGACGUAGAGGACCUCCUGGUCCUAUAGGUGAAAUGUCAGGACAGCGAUUUCCACCUCAGAACCAAUUCCGUGGUUCACCUCAACACAGGGGAUCAUUUGAGGAACCACGGGGAACUUCAUCUCAAGACUUUGAAAGGCACCGGGGACCAUUUGAGGAACCACGGGGAACUUCAUCUCAAGACUUUGAAAGGCACCGGGGACCAUUUGAGGAACCACGGGGAACUUCAUCUCAAGACUUUGAAAGGCACCGGGGACCAUCAGUUCAACAAUUUGGUGGCCAGAGAGGUCCACCAGUAGGACAUUAUGAUAAGGAAGCUGUUGGCCCGCCAGCACGAUUUAACUACAAUGAUGAUGGUCCAAAUGAUGUUAGAGAUGUUAGACCUGUUCGUGGACCUCUGCUUCCAACACCACCUGAAGGUCCCAUCCCAAUACAGGGUCGUAUAGGUGGACACAGCCCAGACACCCACCGCGAUGACCACUGGAGACGUCACUCACCUGAAAUGAGGAGGAGAAGCAGUUCCAGCCGAGACACUGCAGAGCCACAUAACCGUCCAAGUAGAUUUGAUGGUGGUUCGCGUGACAGAGAUGCCCCCUCAAGAAUGUCUGAAGAGAGGCAGCGUGACUUGUCUGAGGAUAGGAGGAGAGACCGAGACAGAGAAGGUGGACAUAGUGGAAGAUCAUGGGGCUGGAACAGGGAUCAUGAACAUGAACGGGGCAGAGAAAGGGAUCGUGAAAGAGACCGGAGCAGGGAAAGAGAAAGGGAGCGGGGUCGCAGCAGGGAAAGGGAAGGAGAACACAGUCGGGAGAGGGAUCGCAGAGAGCCUGACCGAUACGGAGAUGGAGACAAGAGGAGAGACCGGGAUCGGGAUCGAGAUCGAGACCGAGACCGCGGCAGGGAGAGAGAUCAAGACCGAAAAGACUAUGACCGAGACAGGGAGAGAGAUCAAGAUCGAAAAGACCAUGACCGAGAAAGGGAGAGAGAUCAAGAUCGAAAAGACCAUGACCGAGACAGAGAUCGAGAUCAAGACCGAAAAGACCAUGAUCGAGACAGGGACAGAGAUCAAGACCGAAAAGACCAUGACAGAGACAGAGAUCGAGAUCGAGAUCAAGACCGGAAAGACCAUGACCGAGACAGAGACAGAGAUCGAGAUCGAGAUCAAGACCGGAAAGACCAUGACCGAGACAGGGAGAGAGAUCAAGAUCGAAAAGACCAUGACCGAGACAGGGAGAGAGAUCAAGACCGAAAAGACCAUGACCGAGAGCGAGCAAAGAACAGGGACAGAGAUAGAGACCGUGACAGAGAUAGAGACAGGAGAAGAGAACGCUCAAGGAGUCGGGAUCGAGAACGCGGAAAAGACCGUGAGAGAAGAGAUCGGGACAGAGAACGGGACAAAGACAGAGGCAAGGAGAAAGACAGAGACAGACGGGACAGAAGCAGGAGCAGAGAAAAGAAAGAGGAAAGAAAAGAAAGAUCUGACAACUCAAGGGCAAAGUCUACAGAAUCUGAAAACCCAUCAUGAAUGUCAUUCAUCUUGACUGUUGACUGACACAUUUUUUGUUUCUUUAUAAAUUUGCAUGAGUUUGAACGUUGCGUUUGAAAGUCACUUUUGUACUUUCCUUGCUGAAUAUUUUAUGCUUUUUACUUACAAGUCCUUGUUGUGUUGAUAACAUCUUCAGGUGUACUUCUUAUGUGGUGAUAAUUUUGUCAGCACAAUAUACUCUCCCUGUACUGAUGUUUUAAUGAAAACUAUGGACAACUUCACAGAUCUUCACAGAUAAAAAAAAAUUAAAAAACAAGACAUGUAAAUAUGUAUGUUUGUGUAUAUACAGGUAUGUUUUUAACUACUUUUUUUCUAAAUAGAGAAGUCAUAAGCCAUAUAGCUUUAAAAUUGUUUAAAGGAAAUGUCUUCAAAAGGUCUUUAUAUGGUAAAAGCUUAACCACCGUUUCAUGAAUAUGUCUGAUGGCUAUUGUUAUUGAUUGACCUGACGACACUCCAAAUGUUCAUUUAAUUUGUUCAAUAAAUUCUGUGAUUGUAAAACAUA
Messenger RNA from Pimephales promelas (fathead minnow), 8508 nucleotides. RefSeq names its product death inducer-obliterator 1 (gene dido1). Gene Ontology annotation, cellular component: nucleus. NCBI's taxonomy places the organism in Eukaryota, Metazoa, Chordata, Actinopteri, Cypriniformes, Leuciscidae. Gene Ontology annotation, biological process: DNA-templated transcription; apoptotic signaling pathway. The record is from RefSeq and is a predicted model, not a curated record.